UAGGGGGGGGCAUUGUGGGGCAAUGCCCUACCUUGAAACCUCAAUGCCCUACCUUAAAAAUAUCUAAAACUAAGGUAAAUUAUUAUAAUUAAAUUGUUUGUUCAUAGUUUGAGAAAAAAAAUGUAGCGAUAGGUAUCUAAGUUUGCAACAAAAUUUAUAAUGUGAUGGUAAGACUCUUGUAUUGGUUCAAACUAAAGCCAAUGAAACGGAACGCACCAAUGACAAAUGUCAUGAUGACAUUUUGCUGAAUAAAAACAAAACGUCAAAACAAAAACAACCUCAAAUGGAUAUUGUUUAUAUUUUAUUGAAUUUCAGGUGUUUUAUCAGUGAAUGCAAAAAAAAGUGUUACAUUCAUACGUUAGCAUCAGCCAUUUUUUUCGUACUGUUUUUGAUUGCAAGUCUUGAUGAGUUGGAUCUUGGAUGUAGAUAAAAUGGUUCCACUGAAAAAUUUGGGUCUGAAAAUUCCAUCAAGAGAAGAGGCUAGUGUGGUUAAAGCUUACUUGAGUCGUAACGAGGAUAUAAUGGAAAAUACAUUGCAAGUUUUGUACAGGCAACGAGAGGCGUUCAAAGAUACAUAUGAACUUUUUGCGUCUGUGGCGACCAUAGGAUGUAGCACUGCAGUGUGUGAAUCUACGUUUUCAACUUUAACUGCAAUCAAUAGGCCUCAAAGGCUGUCAAUGGGUCACGAGAGAAUGGCUGGUAUGGUAUUUCUGGCCUUUGAAAAAAAAAGAACAAAAUCAGUUGAUCUGAACGAAGUUCUUCGCAUUUUUAAUAACAUGGCGAAUCGUAGAAUUCAGCUGUUUUAAAUGUUUUUUAUUAUUAUGUUAGUUAAUUAUUAUAAUAAGUACGCAAAAACAAUGUGAUCUUAAUGAUAUUUUUGGUCGUUUCUAUUUACUCGUAUCACCCCACCCAAUAAUUAAUUAUUACCUCACUCUCACUCAGACGUGGAUCUCUACAUCCAAAUCUGGAAGUUCAACCAUCUUAUUCACUUGUUCUUCAUCAUUGAGGAUUUAAUAGUUCUUAGAUCCAUGCUCAUGCACUGUCACAGUAAUUAUUUGUCUACGAAUAACUAUUCACAUGAUGGUGAUAUACAUGGUGAUUGAUUUAGGAGCCCGUGUUUCGACGGCAGAUCAAUUAUGAUAAUUUUUUUACUUCCGCCCUACCUGUAACUAAUGCUGCCCUACCUCAAAUUCGACCCUAGCUACG
Molecule: messenger RNA, 1206 nt
Organism: Ostrinia furnacalis (Asian corn borer)
Lineage: Eukaryota; Metazoa; Arthropoda; Insecta; Lepidoptera; Crambidae
Exons: 2
Coding region: 405-806 (133 amino acids)
Source: RefSeq, a predicted model, not a curated record